AUGGGAAAAGCAAAAUUCAGCAAAUUGGAGAUCGUUCUGAGCGUCCUUUUCUGUGCUGUGGUGGUCGUGGCCUGCGUCCUCAUCGGGGUUCUGGCAACCAAGGAGAGCGGAGGCAGCAGCGAAUUCUCUGCAAGUUGCCCGAGUGUGGAAAUAGCAGAGAGGAUCGACUGCAUUCCGGAUCAAAUCGCCACCAAGAACCUGUGCAACCUCCGUGGGUGCUGCUGGAGCCCCCAGAGUGACACCAGUGUCCCCUGGUGCUUCUUCUCCUCCAACCAUGGCUAUAGGGUGGAGGGAGAGCAGCGGGCGACGCAGCAGGGAUUUCAAGCAACGCUGACCCGUUUCUCCUCACCUUCGCUUUUUGGGGGUGACAUCAACACCGUUCUCCUCACUGCCGAAUACCAGACACAAAAUCGCUUCCAUUUCAAGAAAAAAAAAAAAAACCCUUUUUUCCCCCCUACCUCCCCCAGUUUCGACACCACAGUGGGGCCGCUGCUUUUUGCCCAGCAGUUUCUGCAGCUCUCCAUCCGCCUGCCCAGUGGGAACAUUUAUGGGAUCGGGGAACACGUCCACAAAAGCUUCCGUCACGACCUCAACUGGAGGACGUGGCCGAUGCUGAGUCGUGACACGGCGCCCUCCGGGAAUGUGGAGAACCUCUACGGAGUUCAGACUUUCUUCCUGUGCCUGGAGGACAACAGCGGGGCCUCGCUGGGUGUUUUCCUGCUCAAUAGCAAUCCCAUGGAGUUCGUCGUGCAGCCGACGCCAGCCGUCACCUAUCGCACCAUUGGGGGGGUUCUGGAUUUUUAUGUCAUUUUGGGUGACACCCCUGAGCACGUGGUGCAGGAGUACGUCAAGCUGGUCGGGAUGCCGGUGAUGCCAUCCUACUGGUCGCUCGGCUUCCAGCUCAGCCGCUACGAUUACGGCUCCCUGGAUGAAGUGAAGGCGGUGGUGGAGCGGAACCGAGCCGUCGGGCUGCCCUAC
Messenger RNA from Phasianus colchicus (ring-necked pheasant), 978 nucleotides. The record is from RefSeq and is a predicted model, not a curated record. NCBI's taxonomy places the organism in Eukaryota, Metazoa, Chordata, Aves, Galliformes, Phasianidae.